Molecule: messenger RNA, 1129 nt
Organism: Enterobius vermicularis (human pinworm)
Lineage: Eukaryota; Metazoa; Nematoda; Chromadorea; Rhabditida; Oxyuridae
Source: the annotation of a GenBank genome assembly
CUUUACGUCAUAUUAGUUUUUUCAAAGCGCAGUUUAGUUUCAUUAACUUACGGAGUGCUCUUGACAAAAUUUUAAUAGAGGAAAAGGUAACAAAAUUUUUUUGGAAAGAGGUUUACUUAAAAGGACUAGUGAACGCCGGUUUCAAACACGCGGAGAGAGGAGGAGAGCACCUUGUAGAAAUGUUGGAGUUAUGGAUAGAACUAGAAUAAAUAAAGCAGCAUUGCUGAAAGGCGUUGACGAAAAGUUUGGUUCACCAUUACUGAACGAGAUUCUGGACUUGACUGACAUCAGGAUGGAUGAGAUUUACGGUGCACAGAGUGCAAAGAAAGCUUUGGAAGAAGCAGUUAUUUUUCCAGCUUUAAACCCGACUCUUUUUUCUGGCUUGCGGCAGCCUGCUAAGGGUAUUCUACUUUUUGGACCGCCUGGUAAUGGGAAGACCAUGUUGGCUCGAGCUGUUGCCACAGAAUGUGGUUCUUCUGUAUUUUUAAAUGUUUCGGCUGCUGUUUUAACUUCUAAGUGGGUAGGAGAUUCAGAAAAGUUAGUCCGCGCUUUGUUUCAAAUCGCUAGAAAUGGUCAGCCAUCAAUUAUUUUUAUAGAUGAAAUCGACUCGUUGUUGUGCGAAAGAAACGAAAAAGAAUCUGAGGUCUCACGAAGGGUAAAAACUGAAUUUUUGGUACAAAUGGAUGGUAUGUGUUCGUCACAAGCAGAUCGCGUUCUUGUUAUCGGUGCAACAAAUCAUCCACAUGAAUUAGAUACUGCUGUUUUAAGAAGGUUUCCAAAAAGAAUUCUUCUUGAUGUUCCUGACGAAAAUUCCCGUGCAGGUUUGAUCGAAUCUGUGCUGAGGAAGCAUAAAGUAGCUCAUCGGCUUUCGGAGCUGCAAAUACGAGAAAUUGCCAGAAGAACGAAGGGUUAUUCGAACUCCGACCUUGUAAAUCUUUGCAAAGAAGCAGCAAUGGGUCCCGUACGUGAUGUCAGUAGGAGUCAAUUAAAAACUGCUAGAGAGGACCAAAUCAGAGAAAUUAAUCAGAAAGACUUUUUUGAAGCUCUAAAUGUGAUCAAACCUUCAACAAACCCUCAGUUGAUGAAGAAGGUGCGCCAGUUUGCUGAAGAAGCAGGCCAAUGUUCGUGA